This is a messenger RNA of Rotaria sp. Silwood1, 468 nucleotides long. NCBI's taxonomy places the organism in Eukaryota, Metazoa, Rotifera, Eurotatoria, Philodinida, Philodinidae. The record is from the annotation of a GenBank genome assembly.
AUGAACCAACAUAUUCAUGUAUCAUCUGAUGAACAAUUGAUUUGUGAAAAUGAAAAAUGUCGAGAAAGAGUUUUAAAUAAAAUUAAACAAAUUAAUAAUGAAAUAAAAAAUGAUUUUCAUAUUAUUGUUAAAAAUAAUUCAAAUGAUAAUAAAAUAAAUCUGGAUCAAGCUUGGAAUAUAAUGUAUUUAACGAGUAAAAAACUUUCCAAUAAAUUAAUUAUAUUUUUUCAUAAAGAAGAAAUUUCUCAACUUAUUGAAAAAUAUAUUGAACAAAAUAAUACAAAACAAACAUUUCAAAAAGCUUUUAAUUAUAAGAAAAAAAAACAAAAUUUCGAAGAAUUUAUAACAAAACAACAAUUGUGGAAUAUUUAUUUGAAUAUGUGUGAAAAUGCUAUUAAAAUAAUUUCAAAAGAUGAUGAAACAUAUACAGUAAAUUAUCUUGUUGCUGAUGAGAAUUUAUACAAAUGA